Messenger RNA from Mytilus trossulus (common blue mussel), 1824 nucleotides. RefSeq names its product high-affinity choline transporter 1-like. Gene Ontology annotation, molecular function: choline:sodium symporter activity. Gene Ontology annotation, biological process: transmembrane transport; acetylcholine biosynthetic process; choline transport. The transcript is spliced from 10 exons. NCBI's taxonomy places the organism in Eukaryota, Metazoa, Mollusca, Bivalvia, Mytilida, Mytilidae. The coding region runs from base 188 to 1756 and encodes 522 amino acids. Gene Ontology annotation, cellular component: plasma membrane. The record is from RefSeq and is a predicted model, not a curated record.
AAUAAAUAGAAGAAAAAACAACACGUGUAUAUUGGUUCCGAUCACACUAAAUGUAAUCUGUUGUAAUACGAGAGAAAAUAUAUUUCUUCCUUUUGAUGGGUGUAUAGUGUACAUUGUAACACAAGAUGUGAGGAGUUGAAAAAAUAUUGAAAGUUUUGCUGCAGAGGACUGACCACAUCUCUUCACCAUGGCAAUAAAUGUUGUUGGAUUAGUUGUGCUGUUGUUGUUUUACAUUGUGAUUCUAGUUGUUGGUAUUGUGGCAGCUCGUCGUAAAAAGAGGUCCACCAGUAUGACAGCAAUGGAAUCGUCCAUUGUAGCAGGAAGAGAUAUAAGUACAGCUGUUGGAAUAUUUACUAUGACAGCAACAACAGUUGGAGGAGGUUACAUAAAUGGAACAGCAGAAUCUAUAGCAACAAGUGGUCUUGUAUGGACCUUAGCACCAUUUGGAAUAUUUAUUGGUCUUAUUGUGGGUGGUUUGGUGUUUGCCAAGAAAAUGAGGGACCAGAAUUACUUAACAAUGUUGGACCCUUUCCAAGAGGUAUAUGGUAAUACUUUGGUGUUUAUGGUCUACCUAGCAUCAUUAUGUGGAGAUAUUUUCUGGACUGCAUCAAUUUUAUCAGCAUUAGGUACAAGCUUGAGUGUGAUUGUGAACAUUCCAUUGACUGUUGCCAUAGUAACAUCAUCAGCAGUAACUAUUAUUUACACUAUGAUUGGUCAAAUGGUUUCAGUAGCAUAUACAGACAUAGUGCAGUUAAUAUUUAUUACAUUUGGAUUGGUUCUGAGUUUGCCAUUUAUACUGACCAAUGAAAAUGUUGGAGACAUUUGUCAAACAUCUGAGACUUGGAUUGGCUCUUUUGAUAUUUCAUUUGCUGGUCAGUGGUGGGAUCUCUUUGUUGCCAUGACACUAGGUACAAUUCCAUGGCAGGCUUAUUUCCAGAGAGUGCUAUCAGUGAGGUCAGGAAGGCAGGCCCAGAUCUUGUCUGUGGUUGGAGCAUGCAGUGCUGUUAUUCUUGUGAUUCCAUCUAUUAUAAUAGGAGCUGUGGCUACAAAUGCAGAUUGGAAUAAGACCAGUCUUGGACAGUCACCUAUGGAGCUGAACAUGGGCAGUAUGGUACUUCCCCUUGUUUUACAGAAUUUUACUCCAAAUGUUGUAGCAGUGAUUGGUUUAGGAGCCAUUUCUGCUGCAGUAAUGUCAUCAAUGGAUAGUUCCAUACUGGGAUCAAGUUCAAUGUUCACAUACAAUAUUUAUGCUCAUCUGUUUAGAACAAAGGCAUCUGACAGUGAGUUGCUAUGGAUACAGAGGUUAGCCAUUUUAUUUGUUGGAUCCUUGGCAACAGUAAUAUCAAUCUUUGUUCCAAUAGUGUAUGGAUUAUUUAUCUUAGCAGCUGACAUUGUAUUUGUGAUUGUACUGCCUCAAUUAAUAUGUGCUGUAUAUUUUAAAUGGACGAACAGUUAUGGUGCGAUCGUUGGAUAUCUAGUGGGCGUAACAUUAAGAGUAGGAGCAGGAGAACCUACAAUCAGCUUGCCAGCAUUUAUUUAUUAUCCAGAUUAUGAUGUGGAUUCUGGUCAAAAUUUUCCAUUUCGAACAUUUUCCAUGGUGACUUCAUUAUUGUGUGUUGUCAUUGUUUCCAUAGUGACUACUUAUAUAGAGAAAAAUGUGAUGUCUAAGACUGAGUACAAACUGGCAGCCGCCAAUGUAUCAACGACAAGUAGUAAACAGUUGUUACAAUUACAAACAAUGGACAAUGCAAGUUGAGGGGUAAUCUCAGGGAUAUAAUAUGCUGUUGAUCAGUAACUUUAUACCAUUUCUAUAGUGAAGUUCUU